CAAGCCCAAUACGAUAGGCAAAGUCCAUGUACAAACCCAAAACUCUUCUUUCUCGCAGCUCUUUCACGGUAAACCCAAAACCUUUCUCUUUUCGUCUUCUCUCUGUGUCUGCGCCGUUGUUGUCAUCGUCUCUGUGCUCGGUUUGCUUGAAUUAGAAGACUAGAAAUGAUAAAGAGACGAUUCUACAGGCUAGAACAUGCUGAUACUAAUGAUGCUGCAGAUUCAUCUUCAUCCUCAGACUCAGAACUAGAAGGACAAGCCACAGAGGAAUCAGAAGAUGAUGCAGUUGCAGAAGUGAAUGGAAAUGAUGAAUCUUGCUCCACUUCUUCUGGAUAUGAGCGUGAGGAUAGCUCGGCAGAUGAGAUUAAUGUUGACUCAUCAGAUGAAGCCAAAAUUGGAAAUGGUGAAGAAAUUUUUGAAGAUAAUGAGCUUUCAAGUAAACAUGGUGCUGAAGUGACAAAGUCUAACACUACAACAGAAAAGGCAUCAAUGCCAGCUGGUGUUCCAGACUGUGUACUGCAGAUAAAAUCUGUUUUUAGAUGCAGGAUUUGCCCAAGAAUUCUCUGUUUAACUGAGGAAACCUUGAGGGCUCAUCUCAAUUCCAAGAGGCAUGCUCGAUCUGAGAAAUUACUGAAGGAACACAGGUUGAAGGCCAUACUCAAUGAUGAUGGUGAAAUUGAGAACCAGGAGACAGCUGGAGAGAUGCAUGCUCGAAUUGUGGCUCUUGCUCAGAGCACCAAAAAAAUCAAAAAGAAAAACAAAAGACAACACCGAAAGAGGAAUUUGUCAAGCAAUGAGAAUACAGAUGAAAAUUUAGUCACUAAGAAGGCAAAGCAAUUGACCCAGAGCCCAGCCAAGAAAAGGCGUAAAGGCGAGAACUGAAGUGUAAAAUCAUACUUAUUGCAAGGGAUAAAGUGGCACCAAGGAAUUAAAUGAAGUGAUUUCCAGGUAGUUUCUACUUAAAUAUUAAAUUCAGUAUCCUUUGAUGCCAUGAGUUGUGGUGUAGAAGGUGCAAAGUAAUCCCUUGAAAUUGUUUGCGAUGUUAUUCUUGUUUUGAGCUUCAAGUGUUAGUUUGUUGGAUAAGGAGUUGUAUCAUGCUCAGAAAAAUUUUGUUUUUAACCCGGAAUUAAAAAGCUAAAAUUCGUGUUGUAGCUUCACAUCUUUCAUGCUACAUCAUUUUGUUA
Molecule: messenger RNA, 1184 nt
Organism: Mangifera indica (mango)
Lineage: Eukaryota; Viridiplantae; Streptophyta; Magnoliopsida; Sapindales; Anacardiaceae
Exons: 7
Coding region: 166-882 (238 amino acids)
Source: RefSeq, a predicted model, not a curated record